AUGCCAAAGGAGCACGUACCAAGGAAGUCAUUUGGCAAAUUGUUUAAAAGCAAAGCUACAGCUGUAGAUGGGAAUAGAUCACAGGAUACAAUAGGAACUGCUAAUCGACUGCGGAAGCUACUAUGCAAAAGUAAAAUAAAGCAGCAAUUAGUGCCGGCUGAACCUCAGUGCAGAAUUCCUGGCCAUUUUAGGGACGGACGAAAGGUGCAAGUCGAAAAGUUUGCGUAUAACGGUGCACCACAAACAGUGCCAUCCACUCUUAAUAUCAACAAAAGGUAUGUUCACUAUGAUAUCAGCACCAAGCCUUUGAUUGUGAUGCUUGCAAUCUCAAUCGUAUUUCUCGGCUGUCUCCUGGUACUCAAGGACAUCAUCAUCCAAUCCUCGCAAAACAUUUUGAGUAUUUCCAAAUGGAAAAUCAUAGGGGCCUCGUUUACUGGCACGCCCUAUACAGGUCUACUCAUGGAGCUCGUUGUCACUGUGCUUUCACCAUUGUCUGCUGUAUCGUCUUGGCUGUCAUUCAUCUUUUGA
This is a messenger RNA of Saccharomyces mikatae IFO 1815, 528 nucleotides long. RefSeq lists its product as uncharacterized. Lineage: Eukaryota; Fungi; Ascomycota; Saccharomycetes; Saccharomycetales; Saccharomycetaceae. The transcript has a single exon. Bases 1 to 528 code for a protein of 175 amino acids. The record is from RefSeq and is a predicted model, not a curated record.